Molecule: messenger RNA, 2299 nt
Organism: Misgurnus anguillicaudatus (oriental weatherfish)
Lineage: Eukaryota; Metazoa; Chordata; Actinopteri; Cypriniformes; Cobitidae
Gene: dcst1
Product: DC-STAMP domain containing 1
Cellular component (GO): membrane
Source: RefSeq, a predicted model, not a curated record
CCGUACAUAGAGGCGAGGAAUAAACCCAGAGCAAACCCACAAACACUGCGCCUAGCCUGACGCGUCGCCCUUCUACGGCGCAUGCGCGAUCGUUUUCUAGGAAAAGUUUUUGGAAAGGUUUGGUUUGCUGCUGUUAUCAACGCCAUCCUGAGUCAGUGUUUCUCACAAGGGACCUUCAAUAGUAUCCAGCGAUGGCGAGUCUCAGUGAAACCAAUGAAAGUAAAGCACCACACACAACUUUGGAGCAGGUGAGUAAAUGCAUUCUGCCGCUCACUGUUCAUAAGUUCCUGUUUGGCCCAAUGUCAGACUGUCCUGUAGUCAGACGUGUGGUGGGCGCCGUGUUUGGUGCUCUGAGUGGGACGGGAUUGUUCUUCGGACUCAUUUACGGUAUUGCCAUGACAACAAUACCACGUGUUGUUGUUGGAUGUCUGUUUGUAGGUGUAUGCAUUCUUGGUGGCAUAUUUUCAUCACUGUUCCGCUGUUCAGUCCUCCUCAUGUUUCCCAGUAUGCUUGGAUCAAAAGGUCGCACAUUCCUCAUGAUUUUUGUCUUGCAUAGACUUUACCAAGGACCCAUUGCAAAUAUCCAGCAUAAUGUACAGGAUGUGGCCUUUUCUAUGGGCUGUAACAUAGAUCUGCAGAUCGCACACAGCAAGGUCAUGUGGAGAAUGGUGACAGAGCCUUUUGUAGAUGUAGUGCAGGAGAUAGCGAAAGACAGUGUGGAAUUUCAGAAAGAUGCUCAAAACGUGAGCAGGGAGUUCCAGAAAAUUCGGGACGAGGUAAUGGGUCAGUUUGGAUAUGAUUCCUUUGGUAAGGAGUCUGUGCACACAGCUAACAGCACUCAGGAGGAAUAUGUAGAGAAGACGAUGGCACGCUGUGAUUAUGUGGUCCAGGAGGGAAUUGGUCGGUGUCAGGAUUGGUUCAACAAUAAGUGGGAAGAGUGUAUGAAUACCAUUCAAGCCCCUCUUAUCAACCACAUCCUCUGUGUACCUAUGACAUUUCAUUUCCUCUGCGAUGUCAUGAGAGUGAUGUCACCGUGGUGUACAGAGAAGAUUCCCGUUGAAGGAAACUUUGGCCAGACUUUCGACAAACUCAAUUACUCCAUUAAUCGACUUGCUGAACACUUCACCACAAAUGUAGUUUAUCAGAAGUUCGAGCAGCAGUCAGUGUUAGGAGUGAACAUCCUCCAGGAUUUUUCUAAGGAGCUGAGGCGCGUCUUUGAGGAGAAGGCAGUCAUUGCUAAGCGGAUAGCUGAAGUGAUUCGUAUCCUCCUCUCGCUAACCUUCAUCACUGUCUUUACCUCAGCAUUUGGAUAUGUCCAUCAGUAUUGCAGAGAUAUUCGCUUUGACAAUGUCUAUAAUACAACCUAUUUUAGGCAGAUUGAUGCCCGUAGAAUGAGAGCAGAUAAAAGAUAUUUGCUGCCACUGAAGAAAGCAGAGCAGGAGAGUUUGAUCAACCCAUGGAGCUUAUCUAUCCACCCCAGCGAGCUCAUGCCUGUGAUUUUGGGCUUCCUGCAGGUUGUCUCUCUAGCUUUGUUUGUAUGUGUUCUGCUUGCCGUUGAUGGAAUCCUUUACAACAUCUUUGACCUCAUUCGAAGACACACUUUCACUGAGUACUCAGUUACAAGUGUUCAGCAUGCAGACAUUGUAAUUGGUGGAGAUUCCAUGUUAGCCAAACUUCUGCGGAAAACCAUUGGUGCCUUCAACAGCUCCUCCAAUCUUGAUGUUCAAUCCAGUAACUUGCAUUGUUUACCCCAACCACAUGCCUUAGAACAGUCAAACUACCUGUGGAUCUUCAUCCCCCUGUUACUGAUGGGCCUCAUGUGCUGUCUGCAGGUUUAUACCAACCGUCUGCGGAGGGUCAUCACAACCUUCUACUUUCCUAAGAGAGAAAAGAGACGGAUCCUAUUUCUCUACAACCUAAUGAUCCAGAAACGAUUAUCCUUUAUCAACAGACAACGCAAACGGCUGAGGAAUAGAAAGCAAUCGUUUAAAACGGUGCAGUCAGUUCUGUUUGCCCCUCUGAUGCGUGUGGGCUGUCGACUGCGCUGGUGCUGGGUGUGUGAUGGGUUUGUGAGGCAGAACCAGGCUGUGGAGUGCGGUUCUGCUGGUUGCACAAUCAUCUAUUGUCAGCAAUGCUGGAGGGACUUGGGCAGUAUCUGCUAUGGCUGCUGCCCUCAAAACCAGUGUGAACCUCAAGAAAGUGACUCUGAUUCUGAUGUGUACUAUGGCUGUUAAGGGGCUCUGAACUUACCAGUCCUAAGCAGAAGACUUUAUUACAAAUAAAUACAUGAUAUACUUAA